Molecule: messenger RNA, 6207 nt
Organism: Effrenium voratum
Lineage: Eukaryota; Dinophyceae; Suessiales; Symbiodiniaceae
Source: the annotation of a GenBank genome assembly
AUGGCGCUGUGGCAGCAGCUCCAUGGCGCGGACGAGGCCUUGCGCCUGCCCGCGGCGCGGCAGCUGUUGGAGACAGCAGAGGCUUACCAGGUGCCGUGGCUCUUCGAGUGGCUGGCGAACGGCUACGGCAAGAAUCGAGCGCUGCCGCCGGAAGGUCUCCAGUUGCUCUGCAGCCUGCUGGAUGCUUUGUCCGAGACCUAUCCGCUCCAGGCUCAUGUGCCCUGGCUGAUGACGCAGCUCCGGGAGCCCGACUCGGGCAAGCUGCUGGAGCGCCUGCUGCGGCGGCCAGCCCUGGCCUUCCGCCCCUCGGUGGAGCAGGCCAUGCCCAUCUUCCAGGCAGCAAAGAAGGAUGGGCUGGAUCCUAGUGCCCAGCUACUGCUGCGCGCGCUGGAGGCCGCAGCGCCCAAGAAGGCGUUUCGGGCUGUUCUGGAUGCGCUGCCGGUGGCUGCAGGAGCUUUGCGCUCCGCAAACCUCGAGGAGCUGCCGGGGCUUCGAGGCCUCAUAGCCGCCUUGGUGCGGCCCCAGCAGCUGCCCGGCUUUGAGGCGCAAGACACACGCAGCCGACAGGAAAACUACCAGGCGCAGCUCUUCCCCUGCCUGACAAAGAUGAUGGCGGAGGAAGCGGCGGGCUGCAGCCGCCUGCUGCCGGGGCUUUUCGAGGCCUUUGCGAAGGCCUUCGCGCGGAGUCGUGCGGAGGAGCAGGCCCGGCAGGAGAGGCAGAAGAAGGAGCGGGGGCCAACGACGCCCCCGGAGUUCCAGAUUUUUGCGCAGCUCUGGAAGAUGCUGAAGCCGCGGCUGGGCGCGCCGGAGAUGGAGUGCCUGCUGCAGCUCUGGCGCACCGUGCGCCGCUACGGCCUCUACCGGCCGCGGGAGGACCCGGCGGGGCUGCAGGGCAAGACGCUGGGCGGGUGCUGCUCGGCGCUGCUGAAGCGGCUGGAGGGCGGCGGGGAGCUGCAAGCGGGGGCUCCGGAGUUCGCCUGCCUCCAGGAGCUCCUGGCGCUGGACGUCGCUCCCUUCGAAGCCAGGCUGCGGCGACUUUGGACGCUGUUGGCGGGCGCCGGCCGUAGCGCCGCAGGCCUGGCCGCGUCUUUGCUGCGAAGCUACGCGGCACUGGCGGACCUGUCUUCCUGCUUGGAAGCACUUGUGCAGGCCUUGGAGAAGAAAGGAGACAGCAGCUUGCUGGAAGCUCCAGACUUCGUGCAAGGCUUGGAGGAAGCCGCUGAGCAGCUGACGGCGCCGGGGCAGCUGACAGGCACCUGGGAGAUGCUGCUGGAGCACGUGCAGGAGGGCGCUGCGGCCUGGCCGGCGCGGCUGCUGCGCCGCUUCUUGGCGGGCCUGCGGCCCACCGACCUGGUGCUGGAGCCGCUGCGGAAGCUCUUCCAGCGGAGCUACGAGCGGCUGCAAGGCAUGGAGAUGGAGAGCCAGCACAUGCAGGGCUUGCUGCUGGCACUGUGCGUCUUGGGCCGGAAGCUCGCGGCCUGGGAGCUGCCGCCACUCCUCCGCGAGCCCUCGGAGGUGGCCACCCGCAGCCGCGAGGGUCUUUGGAAACUGGCGCUGGCACUCCACAAGCCGGAUCUCGCGAGCAUGGAGCAGGUGGAGGCAGCGACCCAUUGGCUGGCCGCGGCAAGGGAUGAAGGCCUCCAGACCGGCGAGGUGGCAGCCGGCCUGCUGCGGAUUGCGGAGCAGCGCAGCGCCGCGGGCGCUUUGGCGCGGCGCGCCCUGGCGCGGCAGCCGGCCGCGACGGCGCGGAAGCGUCUGGCGGCGGUGCUCCUCCCCGAGGCGAACGAGGAUGACGAGGGCGAGCUGGAGGGAGAGCUCCAGCGGAUGUGGUCAGACCCGGAGGCGGUGCUGGAAUGCGUGGAGCUGCGCCUGCCGCUGCAGCAGCGGCUGCAGCAGCAGCUGGAGUCCAUGCAGCCUGAGAGGGCGGCCAAGCGCCGGCGGGUGACAGAGCUGCAGCUGCGGCUGCUGGAGAUGUUGCCGGCGCCCAAUUUGCUGGGCCAGCUGGGCCGUCUCGCCUCCAAGCCUUCGCUGCGGUUGCCCGCGCUGAGGUGCCUGGCGUGUCUUCUGAGGACGGCCGCGGAUGAAGAGGCGCGGCAGGUGCCGGAGGCCUUGGCAUCGCAAGCGCGGCUUUUGGCCAAGCGCCCAGAAGCGCCGGAGGCGCAGGAGGCCGCGGGCGCCCUGGGCGCCGCCUGCGCGGCGCUGCUGCGGCGGCGGGGCGAGGAGGGCGCCUUGGAUCGCCGGCGCCUGGUGGCCGAGCUGCUGGGCGCGCUGCUAGGCCGCAAGGAGAGCACGUGGCCGGUGCCCUUAGUGCUUCCCUCGCCCGUGGCGCUGCUGGAGGGACGAGGACCUGCGCUGCCGGGGGCGAACUUGCUGCUGGCUUUCCUGGAGGGCGGCGGGGGCAACCUGGCAGUGGACCAGGCCUUGGCGCUGGAGCUGGAGGCCGAGAAGGAGACGGCAGGAGGAGCCCCGCCGGCGCCGCAAGCGGCGCUUGCGGCGGCGCAGGUGCUGCAGCUCCUGGGGAAGGACCUACGUGACAGAAAGAAGGUGGCUGGCUGCUUGCGGGAUGUGAUGGGAUGGAUGCAGUCGCACCCAGGCGCAGCAAACCUACGGCCUGCGGCCGGUGACCUGCUGGAGAAGCUUUGCGCCUGCGAGGCCAAGGAGCCGGAGCCGAGCUUGGAUCUGGCGGAUUUGCUCCUCACCUGGGCGGAGUUGAUGGCAGACGAGCAGGAGCUGCGCGGCUCGGAGCACCCGGGGCUGCGGGGCUUCGAGACCCUGGCGGGCCCCAAGCUCAUGCAGAGGCUGUGCCUGCGGAUUUGCUGCCUGCCCAGCAGCGCUGCGCAGCUGCGGCCCCUGGGUUGGGCGCUGGCCCGGCUGCUAAAGGGCCUGCCCAGGCCAAGCAGCCCAGAACCGGCUCCGCCCGCGGUGGUGCGAUUGCUGGGCGCUGCUGAGGAGAGCGCGCUGCUGCUGUGCGCCGGCGAGGCCACGCUGGCGCUCUACGCGCACCUCACGCCCCGUGGGCGGCGCAAGCAGCACCCGCGCCUGGCCGCCACCGAGGCGCUGCUGCUGCAGUGCGCCGCCAGCCUGGCGAAGGCCGCCGCAGGACGGAGUUUUAGCGAGUUCCUCCAGAAGAAUUCCAAGAAGUUCGAUGUUGAGCAGAGCAAAUCCGGUGUGCUCUCCAAGGUGUCCGUGAAGAAGCUGAGCACAGUCACAGAGGACAUGCGGGCGGCCGCGAAGCUGGCGCUGCAUGUGUCAGAACGCGGAGGAUCCAUGCUGGCCUCCAACAUUCACGCCUACUAUGCAGCAAACCCCCAACACAAAGGGGUCAUUGGGAAGUUGCGCGACUUCUGUGCAGCGCACAAAGGCCUGCUGGUGUGUGAGGGAAACCUGGGAGAGACCAAAAUCAAGCUGCCGCAGGUGUGUUGCUACUUCUUGCGCAACGCCUGUACAAAGAAAACCGACCACCAAGGCUUUCUGCACCUCAACCCUCCACCUGGAGCAGUUCACUGUUCUUUUGGUCAGAAAUGCAUAUUUGGGCAUUUUGCGCAGAUAGAAGCGCAAAGUGGAGCCCAGCCGAGUGCUGGCGAAGCUGUUGUGGCAGCCAACUUGGCGUUGUUUGUGCAUCAAAAUGGUGGCUCCUUGACCGGCGGCAAGAUCUCAGAAUACUACAAGAAGCAUCCAGAACAUAAGCCAGUCAUCUCGGAGCCUGGGUUGAGAGUUUUCACUGCCUGCUAUGAUGGAUUAUUUGCGUUUGCAAGAGCCCAGGGCGACGAUGGACGACUCACUUUGGCGCCUUUGUGUUGUCACUUCUUGCAAGGCGUGUGCAAAGGAAAAAAAGAUCACGCUGGCAAGCUGCACACCAUGCCCCAAGCCACGGACUUGCUGCAUUGUACGUACGGCCCCGACUGCAAACAUGGACAGACCAUUCUGGAGGUUGCCAAAGGGCGCUUUGUCAAGCCCAGCGUGCCCAGUGCACCCAGUGCGCCCGACACUCACGAGCGCCCCAAGACCAGUCAUCGCGAGGUGCUGGUGAGUGAAGUCCGGUGGAGCCACGACUGCAUUAAGGCGACCUUCCGCGAUGGCAAGCUGGUGGUCGGCACGUUGCUGGAAUUGCUGCAGGAGAAGCUGGCCCCUUCCCAGCUUCCACAGAUGGAGGUGCUCGAGUUUGAUGGGUCCUAUUACGUCAUCAGCGGCAAUCGCAGGUUGUGGGUGUUGAAAGAACUGCAGAGGCUGACGGGGCAAGAGGUGAAGGUUCAGAUGAAGUGCCGCAGUGUGAAGCUGAGUGACUUCCAGACCAUUUCUCGGAUGUUUACAACGAAGAACCAGGGGGAGUCGGUGGAUUUCUACUGCAAGGACCGGCAGGAGGCACUCCCGGGAAUGUGCUUCGCUUUGGCCGCAAAAGACCCAGAGUUGGAGCCUACUCCAUUGGAUGUGGCGCUUGGCAAGAGCAUUGGUCAAUCUGCCGGUGUGGGCUUGAUCGAGCUGUACCAGACAGAAGCCUGGCAAGGCGCGGAUGUCGACCGAAGUUUGUUGGACUACCUGCAGCAGAAGCCGCACCUUUUCAAUGUCGCUGAAGGCAACAAGGUUCAACUUACACCGCCCUGCAGCAUGGAGGCGAUGAAGCUGGCUUCUGUGGCUGCGUCGGGCGGGCGACAGGCACCAUUGCAGCUUCAGGAAGAUGCAGAGCUGUCGGAUAGCUCAACUGGAGAUGCGGAGGAGGACGGCCCAGAUCAAGAAGGAGACCAUCUGGAUUCAGAGAGGCUUGAUGAAGGAGAAAGUGCGAACUCACAGAUGGACCCGGACAGUGCAGGGCUGGAACUGGGGGCUUUGGAGGUGCAAGGGGCAUUCUCCGCCGAGGAAGAUCCAGAGAUAAUUUCGUUGCGGAGCCACGCUUCGGAGCCCAGCGUGCGCCGUGAAGAUGCAGGAUGCCUCGGCCUUCUGCUGCCCUUGCGACUUGCGGCGGUGGUAGAUGCCGGCGAAUUCGCGGAUUUGGUGGAGUCCUGUGUCGCGCAUCGACUAGUCUUCCAGGCGAACGCGCCGAUGAAGGCGGCGCUGCGAUCCGGCUGGUUGGACCAGAGCAAGCUGCCAACAAUGGUUCUGUCCCAAGCUGACUUGGAGGAGCUGAGUGGUAGGCUUGGUUGGACGCCUGCGACGUCCGGCUUCGUCAAUGUGCCGGACUCACUGCACAGAAUUAGCUUUGGAUUCUCCGCGUCCGGUGGCAUGUGCCGAAUAACAGCACACAUUGGUCGCUACGUGCCGGACGCGUCGCAGCCGAUGCGGCGGCUCCUGGACGCUGGCUCCACGAUUUUGGUGGGCCCCGCGGGCUGUGGCAAGACCACGGCCUUGCGGGAUGCUGCCGUGGCGCUGUCGCACCGGCAGGUCUUGGCCCUGGACUUCUCCAACGAGCUGUCGGACCUCGCUCGCUUCGGGGUUGGCUACAUGGUGCCCAAUGCGGACGAAGUGCGGGGAGUCAGCGAAGCCAUCAAUUGGCACCUGCCCGAGGUGAUCAUCGCAGAGUUUUCCAGUCCGCGUGCUGCAAUAGAGGCAGGCUGUACAGAGCGCCAGAUUCCAUCUUCAGAAGAGUCCUUCUCAGAGCUACUCUCCACGGCUCACAAGCUCCUGGCGGCCCUCUUUGGCGCGGAGACCAGCGCCGGCGCAGCGCUGCCGCCAUGGGUGCAGCGGCCCCACCUGCUGCAGGAUGCGCUGAGGCCGAUGCUGGAGGCCGUCUACGCAGCGCCUUCAGGCGCGGCGGCGGCUUUGGCCGCCCAGGAGCUGGCGCGGCUCUGGGAGGCCUUGAGCCAGGGCGGGGCGCGGCAGACUCUGCAGUCCGCAGGCCGUACAGGCCUGACGACGCACGAGGCCAAGGUCCAGCGCGCCACGACAGGCUUCGCGCUGCCGCUGCUGGCCCACGCCCUGGAGGCACAGCGCCGCUUCGAGGGCGUGGAGGCGGCGGCUUUGCGGUGCCGGAAGCGGGCGGCGGCGGCGGCGGUGCCUGGGGUGGGAGCGCAGGGCCGCGCGGAGGAGGUGGCCCUGUGGAAGGAAGCCGUUCUGGUGCUACAGCAGGGCCUGGUGCCUUUACUGACCUCGUUGGAGGGCGCGGAGCAUCUGCUGCAGGGGCUCUACGCCUCGUUGCGGGAGCCCCUGCGCAGCAUGUUCAAGGAGCUCCACGAGGGGUACAAGAAGCACAGCCGCUUCCAGGGCGAGGCCUAG